Messenger RNA from Manacus vitellinus (golden-collared manakin), 3713 nucleotides. RefSeq names its product transforming growth factor beta receptor 2 (gene TGFBR2). Gene Ontology annotation, molecular function: transforming growth factor beta receptor activity, type II; ATP binding; activin binding. The record is from RefSeq and is a predicted model, not a curated record. NCBI's taxonomy places the organism in Eukaryota, Metazoa, Chordata, Aves, Passeriformes, Pipridae. Gene Ontology annotation, biological process: cellular response to growth factor stimulus; transforming growth factor beta receptor signaling pathway; protein phosphorylation. The transcript has 7 exons. The coding region runs from base 119 to 1723 and encodes 534 amino acids. Gene Ontology annotation, cellular component: signaling receptor complex; plasma membrane.
GAUCCGGCUCCGCCGAUGACUCCCGGCUGCCGAGGAGCCUGCGGCGGCUGCCUGCUGCGCCUUUCCCUCUGGGUCCUCAUGGAACAGUUCGGUCCCCGCUGUGCUCCGGGCGGAAUUUAUGUCACCUGUAGACAGAAAUAAGGAAAGUGGAUUGAAAAUGCCAAACCUAUGCAAAUUUUGUGACAUUAAAGUAACAACCUGCUCAAAUCAACAUCAGUGCAAGAGCAACUGCAACAUCACUUCUAUCUGUGAGAAAACUAGUGAAGUCUGUGUUGCUAUAUGGAGACAGAAUGAUGAAAAUGUGACCUUAGAAACAAUUUGCCAUGAUCCCCAAAAAACACUUUAUGGUCACGUUUUGGAUGACUACAACUCAAAGAAGUGUUUGAUGAGGGAAAAGAAGGAAGAUGGGGGAUUGAUGUUCAUGUGUUCCUGUACAAGUGAAGAAUGCAAUGAUAUGCUCAUUUUUACAUCAGACGACCCUCAGAAGCCACAGGAGAAAGACGAAAUUUCCAAAGUCACAAUCAUAAGUCUUGUCCCAUUACUGGUGAUUUCUGUUGCUGUCAUUGUUAUCUUUUAUGCCUACCGCACUCAUAAGAAGAGGAAACUCAACAAGGCAUGGGAAAAAAAUGUUAAGCCCAGGAAACAUAAGGACUGCAGUGAUGUUUGUGCCAUUAUGUUAGAUGAUGACCGCUCAGACAUCAGCUCUACCUGUGCCAACAACAUCAACCACAACACAGAGUUGCUGCCCAUUGAGUUGGACAUUGUUGUUGGCAAAGGAAGGUUUGCUGAAGUGUAUAAAGCCAAAUUGAAGCAAAACACAUCAGAACAGUAUGAAACCGUGGCAGUCAAGAUUUUCCCCUAUGAAGAAUAUGCCUCCUGGAAAACUGAGAAAGACAUUUUUUCAGAUGUAAACCUCAAGCAUGAGAACAUCCUCCAGUUCUUGACAGCAGAGGAGCGUAAGACAGAUCUUGGUAAACAGUAUUGGUUGAUCACUGCCUUCCAUGCUAAAGGAAACUUGCAGGAAUAUCUCACACGGCACAUUAUCAGCUGGGAGGACCUCUGGAAACUGGGUGGGUCCUUGGCCCGAGGGAUUGCCCAUCUGCAUAGUGAUCACACACCCUGUGGUCGUCCCAAAACCCCUAUUGUACACAGAGACCUAAAAAGUUCUAACAUCCUGGUGAAAAAUGAUUUAACCUGCUGUCUCUGUGACUUUGGGUUAUCCCUGAGGCUGGACCCUUCUCUCUCUGUGGAUGACCUGGCUAACAGCGGGCAGGUUGGCACAGCAAGGUAUAUGGCCCCUGAGGUUUUGGAGUCCAGGAUGAACCUGGAGAACAUGGAGUCCUUCAAACAAACAGAUGUGUACUCCAUGGCUUUGGUCCUCUGGGAAAUGACAUCUCGCUGUAAUGCUGUCGGAGAAGUGAAAGAAUACGAGCCCCCAUUCGGCUCCAAAGUGCGAGAACACCCUUGUGUAGAAAGCAUGAAGGACAACGUCCUAAGAGACAGAGGGCGACCUGAGAUCCCCAGCUCCUGGCUGAACCAUCAGGGCAUCCAGAUGGUGUGUGAAACUCUUAUUGAGUGCUGGGACCACGACCCCGAGGCCCGGCUGACAGCACAGUGCGUUGCAGAGCGCUUCAGCGAGCUCAAGCACCACGACAGGCUCUCGGGAAGGAGCUGUUCGGAGGAGAAGAUCCCUGAAGAUGGCUCUGUGACCACUGCAAAGUAGUAUGUACCUGAGAGCUCAAAAAUGGAGGGAAGUCACUCCUAGACGUGUUCGCCUUGGCAAAGGAAGAAGUCUUGAUCAGUGCCUUGACUUGCUUCCUGGAGGACUGAGGCUGUCACUACUCCCUUUAGGCUGCAACUCUGGACGGGGAGAUGUAUUCUGUGAAUUAAAAGCUGGGGAGUAGCUGUCCUACCCUAGCAUUGGCAGCCCGCAUCAUGUCAUAGGAGGAGCUAUGUAUAUUAGCACUUCCUCAGGAAAUGAGAUUUGAAAAUAGCCAAUAACAUUAUGCACUUUAUUAAUGCCUGUAUAUAACUACAAAAUUGCUAUUUUUAUAUAUAUAUAUACAUAUAUAUAAAAAAUGUGUGUGUAUGUAUAUAUAUAUAUAUCUAUCUAUAUAUCUAUAAACAUUCAUGCUCUGAAAGAAAAAAGUGCUUCCAGGAAAGGACCAGUGCAUUAGAAAUCCCUCCCCUUAGGGAAGGAGCCUGGGGGGACUGGUAUAGCACCACACCAGCAAUUGUGCACUAAGUGCUCUGCCAAAAAGAUAGGAAUAACAUGCAAUAAAAAGAUGACUUUCAAAGCAUGUGCUGUGAUCACCUGGCUGGGGCCCUGCAGUUCACAGUUGCAGGAGCAGUCUCGCAGCAGACAGUCCAGUUUGACUUUGCAAUUGUACCUACAUGGUCCUGUCUGCAGCACAUUGUGGAAAGUUCUGGGAUGCCUUUUUCCUCUCACCUUAACCUCAGCGUCCUCAUAGUGUCCCAGAACAGGAGUGUGAGGAGGUUUGGCCCUUCCCACAUGUGUGUUUUGAUACAAAGGUCGUUACUGUUGUAUUUUUUUUUGUUUUGCUUUGAAUUCAUGCUGUUUGCAAGCAGGUUGCAAAAUAUGAGCAGGAUGAGCUUUCCCCUCCUCCCAUCCCCAUGCCCAAACCAUACAGAACACAAGAGCCAGCAACAAUCCAAGCAGAUGUUUUAUAUUUGCUGUGCAUUCUGAGUGUGGGCAGUACUAUUUUUUUUCCCUUCCUUUUACCUUGAUUGUGUUGCUGUAAGAUCAAACUUCUUUUUUCCCUGUACACCAUGUCUAAUUGCUUGAUACACCACAGUCUGACUGCGUUCCAUACUUUCGAAAGUAAGAGACAACAGCUGGUGCCUUUACUUUUGCAAAAAGACCUUGGAGGUGAGGGAAAGCUCUGUAGCAAUAGGUUAAUGGCAUAUCCUGCCCACAGCAUUUAGGGCUGUCUCAGCAAGUCAGCAAUUCACAGAAGAAGAAAAAAAAAAAAGCAAACCACAACCAAAAACCAAGAAAGACUUUUUUCAACAGGAUCCCUUGGACAUUGCUUACAUUCUUUCAGUUCCCCAAAAUGUUUAAGACAGUUGACAUCACACUGGGCCUAUAUAAAUGACAGCAAUGUUUUUAAUAAGCGCUAAAAAUUUUGUCUUUAGGUGUUUUGCAGUGAUUUAUCCACUUUUCCCCAUGGGAUGUCAGCAGGCCUUGGAAGUUAGAAAUUCAGCCAGCACAAACCAGUCCUGAACAGAUGUAUCUGGUGUGAUUUUUUUAAAUACAUUUGACACAUAAACAUCAAUAUGUCACUAGAAGAUGUUGCCAUGCAACUCAAUAGGAAUCAUGUAUUCAAAUAGGAGUUAAGAUUUAUGAUGGAAAAUAUUUUAUUUUAUUUGAAAUGGUUUUGUAACUGCUUUUUUUUUUUCAUUUUAACAAAACUACUCAGAAAUAUUUAAACAGUGCAGGGCAAAAUAUCCACAUCUACAGUGGAAUUCAGAGGAUACUAUAUCGAAUUUUAUAGGGGGGAAAUGUUCUUGUAAACUCACAGGGCCACAGGCAAAGGUGGGGGCUGCAGGUGGGGGCAUAUCCAGGCAGGUGAAAUGUCAGGGCCCAUUUCUCUUCCUCCAUCCAUACCGAAAGUCAAGGAAUGGCAUGUGGUAGUUCCUGACAAUACUGACAUUUUUAUGGGGGUUUUUAACACUACAUGUAAAGGGAAAUU